AUGAGUAAGGUGCAGUUCCUUCCCCAGGUGAGCUACACCCUGGUGAGGGCGACACUCGCCAAGGGCUCCCCAGGGGCCAGACCCCUUUUCCUGCAAAUCCAGAGCCCACUUGGAAACCCAAGAAGAAGCUGGGUUUUUGCAGUCCACAACGGCCUGAAGGAGCCUAAGAAAGUUCUGCCUCCAGCCCCCGACACAGAUCUCCUCCUCCUCGAUUCUCCACCUCCAUACCCUCCUACCGCUUUCCCCCAACCUGCCGCUCCCCCGGUCCCUAUUCCUUCCCCCCCUCUCUCUCCUGUUCCUCCUGUCCCUCCUGUUCCCGUUAUUCCCCCACCUCCUCCGACCCCUCAGGCCAGUAGAGGGCAGAACGUCGGCCCCGCCGGAGGGACUAGGAGCCGCCGGGCCCCCUCACCAGGGGCCGCUGUGACGCUUCCCCUUCGAGCCCUCGGCGCCCCCUCUGAGGAUGGCCAGCAACUCCUACAGUAUUGGCCUUUCUCUUCCUCAGACCUCUACAACUGGAAGACCCAAAAUCCCCCUUUUUCAGAAAAUCCCAGAGGGCUGACCAAUCUGAUUGAAUCUUUGCUUUUCACCCAUCAGCCCACUUGGGAUGACUGCAACCAGUUAUUACAGGUCCUGUUUACAACAGAAGAAAAAGACCGGAUCCUCCUAGAAGCCCGGAAAAAUGUGCCGGGAGUCGAUGGGCGACCCACUCAGAACCCAGCUAUUAUAGAAGAGGGGUUCCCUCUGACUAGACCUGAUUGGGACUUCAACACCCCGGAAGGUAAGGAGCACCUGAAAGUCUUUCGCCAGGCUCUGAUGGCAGGUCUCCGGGGAGCGGCGAGGCGCCCCACUAAUUUGGCUAAGGUAAGGGGAGUCCUUCAAGGACCCGAUGAAUCCCCCUCAGCAUUUUUAGAGAGGCUCAUGGAGGCUUUUCGGCAGUACACUCCGUAUGAUCCAGUCAGUGAAGAACAUAAAGCCACAGUUACUGUGGCUUUUAUAGAUCAGUCUAGUAAAGACAUCAGGAAGAAAUUGCAAAAGCUAGAAGGACUGCAGGACAAAACCCUGCGAGACUUAGUACAGGUGGCAGAGAAAGUGUAUCAUAAUAGAGAGACAGAAGAAGAGAAAGAGGGUAGAAAGCUGCGGGAGACUGAAGAAAGAGAGCUGAGGAAAGAAAAACGGCAAGAACGCAACCUCCAUAAAAUCCUCACCACUGUUGUGAGAGAAACCAGAGAACCUAAGCCAGGGCCAGGCGGCAGGAGGCAACAGCUGGAUAAAGAUCAGUGUGCGUACUGUAAAGAAAAGGGGCAUUGGGCCAGAGAAUGCCCAAACAGGAAAAAGAAACUUCCGCAGUGGGAGAAACCCAUUGCCCACCCCAAAAUUCUAACCACGCACGGAGACAGUGACUAG
Molecule: messenger RNA, 1404 nt
Organism: Manis pentadactyla (Chinese pangolin)
Lineage: Eukaryota; Metazoa; Chordata; Mammalia; Pholidota; Manidae
Product: coiled-coil domain-containing protein 86-like
Exons: 2
Coding region: 1-1404 (467 amino acids)
Biological process (GO): virion assembly
Molecular function (GO): zinc ion binding; nucleic acid binding
Source: RefSeq, a predicted model, not a curated record